AUGGCAUUCAUUGGUAGUGGCUUUGAUGACCAGUCCUUAAGUAGUGAAGACAGUAACAGCCACUUCUUCCUGGACACAGAGGUCACCGCAGUCAAAGGUUUGUACUUCCAACAUGCUCAGCUGCUCCGUGGGCCAGAGGCAUCACGCAGGUACAUCGAUCCCACCCAGCAGGCUCUCAUCAAUGUGGGCGGCAUCCGGUACACCUUCCCCUGGAGCACCCUGGAGGAUGUCCCCCAGUGCCGCCUGACUCGUCUGCGCUCCUGCACUACCCUGAGGGAGAUAGCAGAGUUUUGUGACGACUAUGAUGAGAUGCAACAUGAAUUCUUCUUUGACCGUGACCCUUUAGCCUUUCGGGCCAUCCUCAACUUCCUGGCAAAAGGGAAGUUGCGUCUGCUGCAGGAGGUCUGCAGUGUGGCCCAGCAUGGUGAGCUGCUGUACUGGGGCAUUGAUGUAGGGCUGAUGGAGCCCUGCUGCCGCCAUGAAAUGAUUUCAUCUGUGAAGGAGGUGGCCAAGCACCAGCGCAAGGAGGACGAGUGGCGGGAGAGAAGGAGGGCGCUGAGGGCCCCUAUGGUAGAGGGCAGCCUGUUCCACAUAAUGGGAGAAACAGUGGAGAACCCUCAUUCAGGUUUAGCAGGGAAAGUGUUUGCCUUCCUGUCUGUCAUCAUGGUGGUGGUUACUGUAGUCAGCCUUUGCAUCAGCACAAUGCCAGAUGAACAGGAAGAAGCCACAGGUAAAUGCUCCCAAAAGUGCCGCAACAUGUUUGUGGUGGAGUCUGUUUGUGUAGCUUGGUUCACAUUAGAGUUUAUGGUGCGAUUUUUCCACGCACAGAGCAAGCUGGAGUUCACCCGUAGUCCUCUGAACAUCAUAGAUGCUGCUGCAGUCUUGCCUUACUAUGUCUCACUGUUUCUGGAGCUUGGGGAUGAGUCUGUACAGGAUAUUGUGGCUGGUGCUGGAAAGAGCACCAUAGAUAAACUGGGUCUAACCCUGCGUGUAAUGAGGGCCCUGCGUAUCCUGUAUGUGAUGAGGCUGGCCCGCCACUCUCUGGGUCUGCAGACUUUGGGGAUGACUAUCCUGCGGAGUAUGACAGACUUCAGCCUGGUGCUGCUCUUCAUGUGUGUCGCUAUGACUGUCUUCUCCCCACUGGUACAUCUCGCUGAGAGUGAGCUGGCUCCGAAUGCCGCCAGAACCCCCCAGCUCAGCUUCAGCAGCAUCCCAGCGUCGUGCUGGUGGUCCAUCAUCUCGGUGACCACGGUGGGGUACGGCGACAUGGUGCCCUACAGCAUCCCAGGCCAACUGGUAGCCCUGAUCAGCAUCUUAUCAGGGAUCCUCAUUCUGUCUUUCCCUUCUACAUCUAUCUUCCACAUGUUCCAUCACACCUACACAGAGCUCAAGGGGGAGCAUGAGAGGCUGUGGAAAGAGGAGAGGGGGGCUGCGCUCGCCACUGAAAAUGAGGAAAGCUUGAAAGAAAGACAAACUUGGCCUGAUAACUGGCCAGAAACUGAUUUUUUACCGGGUUUAGAAGACCCUUAUAUACGGAAGUGA
Molecule: messenger RNA, 1542 nt
Organism: Dicentrarchus labrax (European seabass)
Lineage: Eukaryota; Metazoa; Chordata; Actinopteri; Moronidae
Product: potassium voltage-gated channel subfamily G member 4-like
Exons: 2
Coding region: 1-1542 (513 amino acids)
Biological process (GO): potassium ion transmembrane transport; protein homooligomerization
Cellular component (GO): membrane; voltage-gated potassium channel complex
Molecular function (GO): delayed rectifier potassium channel activity
Source: RefSeq, a predicted model, not a curated record